Molecule: messenger RNA, 2516 nt
Organism: Nelumbo nucifera (sacred lotus)
Lineage: Eukaryota; Viridiplantae; Streptophyta; Magnoliopsida; Proteales; Nelumbonaceae
Product: cellulose synthase-like protein E6
Biological process (GO): cellulose biosynthetic process
Cellular component (GO): membrane
Molecular function (GO): cellulose synthase (UDP-forming) activity
Source: RefSeq, a predicted model, not a curated record
CUACCCACUACCACCACCAGCCGUGGCCGGAAAAUGGCAGCGACCAUCACCGACCGCCUGUUUACUACUCGCAUAGCCAGUGGUCGUCUUCUUUACAAGCUCUACUUCAUCGCCUUCAUUGCCGGAAUCUUUUCCCUCUGCUACUACCGUCUUACCCAUAUCCCAUCCGACCACCCCAUACUAUGGCUGCUCGUCUCUCUCGCAGAAUUCUGGUUUGCAGCCACAUGGGUCUUCCAACAAGGCUUCCGCUGGGCCCCCACGUUCCACGUCACAUACCCUGAUCGCCUUCCGUCCAACCUUCCCCCGGUGGACUUGUUCGUGUGCACCGCCGACCCCGACAGAGAGCCACCGAUGCUUGUGGCUGACACACUUCUUUCACUCAUGGCUUACGAUUACGAUGCUAACAAGCUAGCCUUCUAUCUUUCCGACGAUGGUGGAUCAGAAUUGACAUUUCACGCUAUCUACCAAGCUUCCUUAUUUGCAAAACACUGGCUGCCGUUCUGUCGAAAGUACAAAGUCGAGCCACCAGCUCCACAAGCAUAUUUCUCGGCUGAAAAUAUGGAUGUCGGCGGUGGUUGUCAGAGUUUCCGGCGGGACUACGAUCUGGUGAAGGCUAAAUUUGAAGAGAUGCAAAAUCGUAUAAAAAUCGUGGGGAAAUCAAAAAAAGUGCCAGAGGUAACUCGGAGAGGGCACAAAGGGUUCAGGGAGUGGGACUCUGAGAUCAAUCCUCGUGACCAUCAGACCAUACUUGUGGUUCUGUUACAAGGGAACGGGAAGGAUGUUGAUGUGGAAGGUAAACCAAUGCCAACACUUGUAUACGUGUCAAGAGAAAAACGGUCCGGUCACCCUCACCACUACAAAGCUGGCGCCUUGAAUGCCCUGAAUCGAGUUUCAUCAUUGAUGAGCAACGCCCCGCUAAUCCUCAAUGUUGAUUGUGAUAUGCACUCAAAUAACUCACAAGCGCUACGUGAUGCUGUAUGCUUUUUCUUGGACCCCAAAGAAGGCCAUCGCAUUGGUUAUGUUCAAUUUCCUCAGAGCUUCAAUGGUGUCACAAAGAAUGAUUUGUAUGCUAAUGGUGUCAAGAGAAUUUAUGAGAUUGAGUUUUUUGGCACCAAUGCACACAAUGGUCCCAUGUAUGCUGGAACAGGUUCAGUCCAUCGUCGUGAAUCUCUGAACGGGAGGAAAUUUGACCCUAAUUUUCCAAUUAAGUUGGAAGACAAAUCAGUUAAAGGAAGCAAAAACUGGACUGAGUUGGAAGAGAAAGCAAAGGAACUCAUAAGGUGUGACUACGAGAUGGGCAAACCAUGGGGCAAAGAAAUGGGUGUGAUGUAUGGGUGUGCAGUGGAGGAUGUCUUCUCAGGCCUCGUCUUCCACUCAAGGGGAUGGCAAUCUGUGUUUUGCAGCCCAGAAAGGAAGGCAUAUUUGGGAUUAGCCCCAGUUAACACCAAUGAUACACUUAUCCAACACAAGAGAUGGUCUACUGGGUCGCUUGAAAUCUUCCUCUCAGACUACUGCCCUUGGACUCAUGGAGUGGGAAGGUUGAAGCUAGGACAAAUUAUGUGUUAUAGCUUUUACACUUUAUGGGCUCUUUGGUGCUUACCCAUGUUGUGUUAUGCACUUAUUCCUCCCUUGGCAAUGGCCAAUGGAAUAUCCUUGUUUCCACAGGUUACAGAUCCUUGGUUUAAGGUUUUUGCAUCUCUAGGGAUUGCUUCCCAUAUCUUUAGCCUGGGGGAGCUAAUGUGGGCAAAGGGAACCAUUAAGAUGUGGUGGAAUGAAACAAGAAUGUGGAUGAUGAAAGGAUCAUCUUCUUAUCUCUUUUCAGUUAUUGUCAUAAUCUUAAAAUCAGUAGGAAUCUCUGAAACAGGAUUUGAGAUUACUAGCAAAGUCAUAAAUCAAGAAGCUUUGAAAAGAUACAACCAAGAAAUAAUGGAGUUUGCAGUUCCAUCCCCCAUGUUCAUUCCUACAACAACCCUUUCUUUACUCAAUUUGUAUUGCCUUCUCCAAACAACCCCAAAAAUCCUUGAAGUAGGAUUAGGGGGUCUUGAUCACUUGGCUCUGCAACUUAUAAUUUCGGGAUACAUAAGCAUAAUAAGCAUGCCACUGUAUGAGGCCUUGUUCUUGAGGAAGGACAAAGGUCGAAUGCCUACAUCUGUGACCACCUACUCCAUCACACUUGCUUUCCUUGUAUUUUAUUUAUCUUCCUUUGUCAUGUAACAAGUUUUCUAUGUGUGUAGCCUCGUAUAAUUUGAGAACCAAUCAGUGGGAAAGAGGUCAUUUAAAUUUCAAUUUCAGGGUUUGUAUGUAUGUAUUCAAAAAUCAAAACCAAAGUUCUUUUUGGUUUUCCUUUUAUAGUCAUUAUGAGAUAGGAAUGAGGCUAGAUAUGUUUGGGUGGGUGAGAUUGAGAUAAGAUUGAUAUGUAAUGUUUGAGUUACGAGUGGGGGUUGUCUCUUUCUUCUUCUAUAAAUUCUCAAGUAAUUAUCAAAUUUUGUAAUGUAAUCUUUCUUGGCUUUCUUAUA